AAUCCUCUGAAUCCAAAAAAUCAAUGACAUUUUUUUCCAGUUUGAAAUCUUUGAAAGCAAUGACUAUGUUGCCGCAGUGAGUCAACACCAUUGUACCAAGGAAGAAAAAAGCACACAAUAUUCUGGCAUAACAAUCCUUUUCUUACUUGUUGUUGACGUGGCCGUGGAUAAUAAUCACCUGCAGACGGUGUGGGGUUGCGAUAGAACUUGUUCAAACACCAUCUUCCGGCAGACUAGGCUUUGGCGUCUGAGGUCGUGAUGUCCUUGGCAGAGACGAACACUCGAAUCGAGCGUAUUGAAGCCAUCGAGAAGGAGAUAUCCUUGGCGUUGGAGUCGGCCGGAAUGGCCGUGACGGAGCUCGCAAAGGAGACGUCGUCGCAAACAAUGGCCAAUGCGUAUGCCACCAAUUUUCUCCAGCAUCUGCAGAGGGUUGAGACUGGCCUGUCCGAGCAGAUUGCCUACCUUGGACAAGUGUCCUCGAGCAGUGUGUGCGGCAACACGCCCCGCCUUGCAGAGCUUAAAGUAGCGCACACCAGUCAGUGUGCGCGCGACGCCCAUCGCCUUCUGGAAGAACGGCUGGCGGCGGCCAGUGGCAAAGUAACGCGGUACAGCUGUGAAGAGGGUGUGCAGCGUGGUGCCGCAACUGCUGCUGCUGCUGGACAAUCUGCCGGAGAAGGAGGUGGUGCAAGCGCUCCAGUGAGAACAAUAGCGACAAUAACAGUAGCCAAGGGCGAAACUCUAAUGGACGUACUAUAGGCCCAGUUGCUGAACAAAUGUCCGUACAUGCGCUUGGAGCGGCGGAAGCGUCGAUGCUCACUGUGACCGAGAGAGAGAGAGAGAGAGAGAGAGAGAGAGAGAGAGAGUGCAUGCGUCACACAGCAACGUGACACGGUGCGUGUGCGAGUGUGCAUGUCCCACCACUGCUGGCCGCAAUGCCGCCUCCUGGAGCGCUCCUGUUCCAUCUCCGGUGUGUUGUUCUUGUUGUGGACAGUUCGAAGCGUGGCUGUAGCAGCCUUGGCCCAAUACCGUGGUGUUGUGAAUGCGUGCGCGGACCGGAGACGCUCCCGACACUGCUGCGUUGUAGGACAACUAGAGUUUUGUGAACGCCUCUUCUGCUACCAGGGCUGGGCUGGAACACACUCGUGUCGGCGGGCGGGCGUGAACCGUGAAGUUACUUUACGUCCAGUCACUGCAUCUGUUGAGAUGGCGCAACCGCUAGCAUGUGUGUUGCAGGCGGUGAUAGUAACUGUGGCCGGCGAUUGAAUCUCCGGCCGGGCGUGCCACUCCAGUUCGCUGCUACUAUGUGUGCUGCAGGCGGUAGUGGUAACUGCGGCCGGCGAUGGAAUGCACCGGCGUGCCAUCACAGCUCAGUGUCCGCCGCCGCGGUGGCAGUACUCUGCACUACCCUGCACUACUCUGCACUACUCUGCAUUCACCUCGACUGCCAGCCUCGGCAGCAAUACCAUCGCCAACUGCCAUGCGGCGCUUUGCUUUCAACACUGAAUUGCUGGUCAGCCGUGGCCACUCAAUCUCAUACAGGAUGUCGACAUCGGAACUCUCCACGCAAGCUUUCAGCGUGUCACUAUUCACCCGCUGGAGUUGCACGGCCGCAGAGUCACUCACCAUGGAACAGCAUAUCUAGAGCUACUGGAAUGUCUGUCUGGGUUUUUCCUGGUAUCUUGCACGUACACCGUAUGCCCUGCCUGGCAAUAGCUACUCUCUGUGCCGUUCCUCUUUCCACUGAACACACAGUCCAUCAGCUACUACAAACUCUCCUAUUGAUUUAGUUGAGAGCGUAACACUGACCCGCUCCUGGCCUGGACUAGCCAUUACAGUCGCAACAAAACAACAUUGACGAUCUUGCUGCCCUAGCUUCUGCAGUCACACCCACAUUGACAGUCAGGCUGUCGUUAGCCAUUGCAGUUAGCCGGGGCUGCUGUUGUUGCUCCACGCACACAUGAUUGUUUGCUUGCUUCUGACAUGACUGACCUUUACCACCUCCCUCCUAUCUCUUCUGUUGACCUGCUACAUGCAGUAACCAUUGGUAAUUUUGUCUUUGAAGUUUGUCCUGCUCCCCUAUAAGUGCAUGUUAGAUGUAUGUGUCUGAACACGAGCAGGCAGUGACAGGUGGCUGGCCCGCUUCUCCCCUGAUUUAUCUUGAUUUUCCCCUGCAGAAACUCAUUUCUAUUUACUUCAAAGUAG
This is a messenger RNA of Sycon ciliatum, 2202 nucleotides long. RefSeq lists its product as uncharacterized. Gene Ontology annotation, cellular component: mediator complex. The transcript is spliced from 4 exons. NCBI's taxonomy places the organism in Eukaryota, Metazoa, Porifera, Calcarea, Leucosolenida, Sycettidae. Gene Ontology annotation, molecular function: transcription coregulator activity. The coding region runs from base 259 to 756 and encodes 165 amino acids. Gene Ontology annotation, biological process: regulation of transcription by RNA polymerase II. The record is from RefSeq and is a predicted model, not a curated record.